GAUGCUACCUAAUCUUAUCAGUUUGCUGUUUCUAAAUUACUUCAUCCAAGUAAUAGUAUAAUUCAAAUAAUUCGCUAAUUUUGGGCAGCAACAUGUCUGUAAGAAAGCUUUCUGACGAGUUACAAAACUGGCCAUUGACGAAUUAAAUGAAGAUCCGAAAAGAAUCCCAGAUGAUUUAAAGCAUAUUAAAAAUUGGCUUUCGAAACAGCCUCACAUAACAGCAAGAACAGACGAUCAGUUGCUCUUAGCAUUUCUUAGAGGAUGUAAAUUUAGUCUUGAACGUACUAAAGAAAAGCUGGACAUGCACUACACCUUAAAAACAAUAACUCCUGAAAUUUACGAAAAUCGUGACCCAAUGCGUCCCGAGAUUCAAAAAGUUUUAUCCGUUGGACCCAUGCUGCCAUUGCCAAAGUUAAGUCACCCUGCAGGGCCCCGCAUUAGCUUAGCCAGGAACAGUUUGGUCCGAGAGCAUGACUUGGACCAAGCUGCAGUUUUUAAAGUCAGUGCCAUGAUUCAAGACAUUUUGCUACUAGAGGACGAUAAUUUAGCAGUCGCUGGCACCACGUUGCUCCAUGACAUGUCUAAUCUCUCUAUGACUCAUGUUCUCUCAAGCGUUUCACCGGCUUUGGUAAAAAAAAUCAUGACUUGUGUCCAGUACGGCUAUCCGAACAGAAUUAAGAGCGCAGUAUUUUUUAAUGUGACUCCGGUGUUCGAUGCUGUGCAUAAAAUAUUUAAACCAUUUUUGACCGACAAAGUUAGGGAUAGGAUACGCAUAUGCAAAAAUAUCGAUAAUUUGUAUGAAGUCGUUCCUAAAGAAGUGCUUCCAGAGGAAUUUGGUGGAGACGGGGGUAAAAUGGAAGACAUUGUACAGCACUGGAAAGCCAAAGUGGAGAGUUAUCGCGAUUGGUUUUUGGAAGAUGCGAAAUAUGGAACAAAUGAAAAGAAAAGAGCAGGAAAGCCCAAAACUUCGGAAUCGAUCUAUGGCCUAGACGGGUCUUUUCGACAACUCUCUGUUGACUAAAUAGAUUUGCACUAAGUGUUUUAUUUUCUAAUGCAAAUAAAGAUAAGAGCAUUUA
Tribolium castaneum (red flour beetle) is the source of this 1076-nucleotide messenger RNA. Its product is annotated as alpha-tocopherol transfer protein. The coding region runs from base 302 to 1021 and encodes 239 amino acids. Gene Ontology annotation, cellular component: membrane. The transcript is spliced from 4 exons. Gene Ontology annotation, molecular function: phosphatidylinositol bisphosphate binding. Lineage: Eukaryota; Metazoa; Arthropoda; Insecta; Coleoptera; Tenebrionidae. The record is from RefSeq and is a predicted model, not a curated record.